AUGGACGCCAUGGUGCUGCAGGUGCGGCGCAGCAUCGCCUUCCUGGUGAAGCGGUACUCCGGGAUCAGAGGCAUCUACCUGUGUGGACACUCUGCAGGGGCCCACUUGGCAGCCAUGGUGUUGUCCACGGACUGGACGGAAUAUGGAGUGACACCGGACAUCAAAGGAGCUGUGCUGGUGAGUGGCGUGUACGACCUUGAACCCAUCCUGCACACCUACGUGAACGAUGCGCUGUACAUGAGCCGGGAGGUGGCCCAGAGGAACAGCCCCAUGCUGUGCAUCACACCAGCAGCACCUGCGGCUGCGGCCUGCGAGGUGCUCGUUGCUGUGGCCCAGCACGACUCCCCGGAGUUUCGCAGGCAGUCGCAGGAGUACGGCCAGGCAUUGCGUGCAGCCGGCUGGUCCGUCACCCUGCUGGAUCUUGCCGGCGUGGAUCACUUUGACAUCAUUGAGAAGCUGUCGGAGGAGAGCUAUNNNNCAUCCCAGGUGAUUCUGAACAUGAUUUCAAGAGCUUGA
This is a messenger RNA of Charadrius vociferus (killdeer), 516 nucleotides long. It is a transcript of the gene AFMID, whose product is annotated as arylformamidase. The record is from RefSeq and is a predicted model, not a curated record. Bases 1 to 516 code for a protein of 171 amino acids. NCBI's taxonomy places the organism in Eukaryota, Metazoa, Chordata, Aves, Charadriiformes, Charadriidae. The transcript has 6 exons. Gene Ontology annotation, molecular function: hydrolase activity.